CGCUCCAAACUUGUGGAGCGCGCCGCGGAAACUUCCCAAAGGACUUUUAAACAGUGACUCGCUCCGCACCGACAAGACCAAGAGAGGAGAAGACGCACUUUGUGUGAGGCAACGCGGUGCGGGGAUGGCGAGGAGGCGCGAUGGUCCUCCAGCCGCGCGGCUCAUGUGAGGCCGGCUCUCAAAACGUGACGCUUUUGAAAGCGACGCGGGCAGGAGCGGCGAAACACGCGAAAGAGGGAGAGAAGGGAUUACGCGACAAAGCCGCGGGUGCUGCCGUCACCUCGACAGCAUGGCGUGCGCGCGGGGGCUCGGCUGGGUGCUCUUGAGCGCGCUCCUGCAGCCGGUGGCGCCCUGGGGCGCGCGGACGGACGCCAGACUGAGGCAGUGCGACGCGCCCAAGUCGCAAAGCGACAUGAACUCCUUCCUGUGGACAGUGAAGCGCACGCCCCCCCUCCCCCCUUCCUACCUGUACGGUACCAUCCACGUGCCUUACACGCGAGUGUGGGACUUCAUCCCGGACAUCUCCAAGCGGGCUUUCCGCAACAGCCACAACGUUUUCUUUGAGCUGGACCUAACCGACCCGCUCACCGUCUCCAAGCUGACCAGCUGCCAGUUACUCCCCCACGGGGAGAACCUCCAAACGCUGCUACCUCGAGACUUGUACCGCCGCCUCAAACGCCACCUGGACUACGUCAAGCACAUGAUGCCGUACUGGAUGACGGCGGACCAACGCGGCCGCGGGCUCUAUGCCGAUUACCUGUUCAACGCCAUCGCGGGGAACUGGGAGAGGAAGAGGCCCGUGUGGGUGAUGCUGAUGGUUAACUCGCUGACCGAGUGGGAUGUGAGGUCCAGGGGCACGCCGGUGCUGGACUUGUUUUUGGCGCAGGAGGCCGAGAGGAUGGGAAAAACGACAGGGGCGGUGGAGCGGGUGGAGGAGCAGUGUCACCCUCUCAAUGGCCUCAACUUUUCUCAGGUGCUAUUCGCCUUGAACCAAACGCUGCUGCAACACGAGGGUGUCCGAGCGGGCAGUCUGCAGGGCGCCUACACCACCGAGGACCUCAUCACGCAUUACAACUGCGGGGACCUCAGCUCCAUCAUCUUCAACCAUGACAACUCGCAGCUGCCCCACUUCAUCAACAGCUCUCUGCCAGCUUACGAGCGCACCACGGCGCAGCAGAUCGACAGCUACUUCCGCCAGGAGCUCAUCUACAAGCGGAACGAGCGCAUGGCUCGCCGCGUAUCCGCCCUGCUGCAGAGGAACCCCAACCAGACCUACUUUUUCGCCUUCGGCGCAGGUCAUUUCCUGGGGAACCACAGCGUGCUGGACAUCCUCCGACAAGACGGCUACGUGAUCGAUCACGUCCAGAGGUGA
Hippocampus comes (tiger tail seahorse) is the source of this 1372-nucleotide messenger RNA. Its product is annotated as metalloprotease TIKI2-like. NCBI's taxonomy places the organism in Eukaryota, Metazoa, Chordata, Actinopteri, Syngnathiformes, Syngnathidae. Gene Ontology annotation, molecular function: metalloendopeptidase activity; Wnt-protein binding. The transcript has 5 exons. The coding region runs from base 290 to 1372 and encodes 360 amino acids. The record is from RefSeq and is a predicted model, not a curated record. Gene Ontology annotation, cellular component: plasma membrane; organelle membrane. Gene Ontology annotation, biological process: negative regulation of Wnt signaling pathway.